AUGUGUGUGUGUGUUAGAAUACAAAUAAUUUAUUGUCGGAGAUUUUUAGGAGACUUAUUUGAAUUUAAAAAUUACACAGAAUUUAAAUUCAACUGACAGUUGAGCUGACCUAAGCAGAUGAUCUCAGACUGCCAACAAGGACUAGUUUUUAUUCAAGUGUCAAUCUCAGAGUGACUGAGUAAGGAGAGCGUCCCAGCAAAGAGAGGUCGGUCGGGUCGAGCAGACAGGUCGGGUUGUCAAAGAGACUUGCCGAGGCCUGCGAGUCGCAGUUUCCUUGAAACAGAUUCGCCCAUCUCCGGCUGUGGUUGCUGUGUGUUCUCUGUCUAUGAUCGGAGUUCGGAUCAAUGGCCAGAAUUAAUGAUUUUAAUGGUUAUUAUUAGCCGAGCAAUAAAAUGACCACCGUUUCACUCAAAUGUUGGUUGUUCCACUUGGACAAAUUUUGCCCCGACCGGUCCGACAUUCGUUGCAAAGGUCGUACUCGCACACGAGUGAAUUUAGUUCAAUGUAAUUCGGACCUUAAAUUUGCACCCUCUUAUGCACCCACACGUGAAAGAGAGUUUCUCCUUAUAUAUUUAUUCACAUCCUUAAUAUAUGUGAAUCAAUAUAAACUAACAAAAAUAUCUUAAAAGUUUCAAUAUUAAACUAUAGUCCAUUCACAAUGAAACAUUUUUCCCAUUUCUUCUUAAUUCACUUAUUCAACAUAUUGUUUAUUAAUCUUUCUCUUCGUCUUCAUCUUCGCCCACCAACUCUUUAACUUUUGUUCUCCGAUGCUUGUUAUUUUUGUUUGUUUAUGACCUCUUUACUCAAUUCCUUAUCAUUCCCUUGUUUCUCCUCUUCUUCCUUCCGCCAUUGACGAAGCUUCAACAAGGAGGCAACCGGAGGCGAGGCGGCGAUGCCAUCUCCGCCCUAAAGUUUUCAUCUUGCGCUCGAUUUGAUCUAAAAGGAGUUGACUUGCCGCCGUCGCAAGCAAGAUCGAACCAUUAAGAAUGCCGGCGACGGCGAAGUUUGCUCCUGUAAAGGAGUCGCCGUCGGCGGAGUGGGAGGUCCGACCUUGCGGGAUGGUCGUCCAGACGCCGUACGCUGCUGCCUCGUCGGCGGCGGCUGCCGCCGCCGUUCCUCCCGUCCCCAACAUCCGCGUCAAGGUCAAGCACGGCGCCGCCCGCCUCGACAUCUACAUCAGUUCCCAGGCCUCCUUCGGCGAGCUGAAGAAGGCGCUGUCGGCUCAGACGGGGCUCCACCCGCUCGACAUGAAGCUUAUCUACAAGGACCGGCCGCGCCCGUCGACGGCGUUCCUCGACGUCGCCGGCGUGAGGGACAGGUCGACGGUGGUGCUGGAAGAAGACCCCACAGCGCGCGCCAAACGCCUGCUCGAGAUGCGCAAGGCCAACACGAUGGAGAAGGCCGCCAAGUCCGUCUCCGCCAUUGCCCUCGAGGCCGAUCGCCUCGCCUCCAAAGUGUCGGCGCUGGAGGCGAUCGCCAAGAACGGGGGCAGGGUCGCCGACAACGACGUCAACAGCCUCACUGAAUCUCUGAUGAACGUGCUGGUGAAGCUGGACGCCAUUGCCGGCGAUGGAGACGCGAAAUCCGACAGGAGAUUGCUGAUGAAGAGAGUGCAGAAAUUUGUGGAAACACUCGAUUCGAUCAAAUUGAAGAACAAGAACAACUCGAUUGAACAAUUGCACAAACAAGAACAUCGAAACAAGCAUUCAUCUCAGCAUCCAAUGCUGCCCAAGGCGCCGGUGGUGAUGACAAUGAACUGGGAAACGUUCGAUUCCCUCUCGACGCCGUCGGCCUCCACCGUCACCGUCACCGCCGCCGCCACCUCCUCCGCGCCGCCCAAUCCUCACGCGAGCCUCAACUGGGAGCUUUUCUGAGCUCAACUUGCAUUGCCAUUGAAGUGACCUGCCAUGGAAACAAUGAUCGAUGUGUGUGAUUGCAUUUUGUUGCUGCUCUUUCAAUUCUGUUUAGAUGAUGAUAUAUAUAUAUAUAUAUAUACUUUUAUCGACUUCUUUAUCGAAAAUUCUUUUGUGUAUAAUAAACUCUCAGUAAUCAUGUCCGAUCUGCCAUAGCAACUAA
This is a messenger RNA of Zingiber officinale, 2076 nucleotides long. Its product is annotated as BAG family molecular chaperone regulator 2-like. Gene Ontology annotation, cellular component: cytoplasm. The transcript has 4 exons. Gene Ontology annotation, molecular function: adenyl-nucleotide exchange factor activity; protein-folding chaperone binding. The record is from RefSeq and is a predicted model, not a curated record. Gene Ontology annotation, biological process: protein stabilization. Lineage: Eukaryota; Viridiplantae; Streptophyta; Magnoliopsida; Zingiberales; Zingiberaceae. The coding region runs from base 987 to 1874 and encodes 295 amino acids.